UUUGUUGCGCGUGCUUGGAAUAGUUGGAGUUGGAAUAAUAUUUGCGUUUUGCUAGUGUCGUAAAAACAGUUGAAUUUUACUCGUUAUUUUUCCAUGUAUUUGAAAGCAUCACUCCGUAUUUCACCGAGUAACCUGACAAUUGAUAUUGUAAAAUAAUAAAAAUGUCGAAACCAAAUUGUCUAAUUUGUGCGACUGAUGAGGGAAUUUUCUUGGAUUUUCUCACGUACGGGAAGGACCUGCAUCAUAUUAUUGAAAAAAAUUUAUCUCUCCAAAUUGGAAACCAUAAACUUCACGCUAGCAAAAUUUGUUAUAAAUGUACUUACGAGUUGACCGAGUGCAAUAAAUUUGUUCAAAAAUUCAACCAAGUGCACAAUAGCAUAGCAAAAAAACCAUCAAGACAAAGAAGUGGAUACUGUCACAUCUGCUCCGAAUUAGGAAAAAAAGGUUUCAUCUAUGACAUUAAAAAUAAUGCCCUCGAGAGCGUGUGUGAACAAAUUCAGGAUCUAUUGGAUCAUGACUUCUCGCCGAGUACUCAAACGAUUUCAGUGUGUUUAUACUGUCGGUACAAUUUAGAUGUCCUCUCUGAUUUGAAGAAAGUCGCCAAGAAUUAUUUCAUGAAGGAUAAUACACCGUCAGAACUUUCAAAGAUAAAUGUGAGCGUCAUAAAGCGAAAAACAACUUCCGUAUCUCUUCCAAUACGCGACAAUUCUCCCAACGCUAGCCCAAUGGUGAAGAGAACCGCUAAAGCCAUCGAUCGAUCAGUUUCACCCACCAAUCGACGAUGUGACAAGUGUGAAAUGAAGGUAGAGAAUGGCGUAGACAUGUUCAGAUUCCACAGCACUGGGGAAAAAGUGUGCAAAGAUUGUUGGAUGUCUAUGGAUCCAGUGAAACUGGUUGAUGGACAUAAACGGAAAGCAAUCACCCCUAACACUAAAUUUUGCACAGUAGUCUUGAAGGACGUGCUCAUCAAUCCUCCAGAAAUGAACAAUCCAAAAUCCCCAGGUGAAAAAUUCAAAAUUAGACGAACUUCGAUGCCUGCAGUUAAAACAGAGUUGGACCAAAAGGGAGAAGUUGUUUAUAUUAUUUCAGAUGAAUCUGAAGAUGAAAUGAUUACUAAGAAAACCAGAAAAGGUGCUAAAAGAGCGAGCAGUGAAAAUGACACAAAAUCCACAAAGAAGGCUAAACGAAACGCAGAGAUGACUCCUCAGAGAGCAACUAGAGCUAUGAGUGUCAUGAGCAAUGUCAGGACACCAAGUACAUCACCAAAAUUAGCACCCAAACGUCGACAUUCAGAUGAGUUCGAAAUUCCAGCUGCAGCACCCAAGCGACUGAGAAAUAAACCACAAAGAAUUGUGAAGAACUCUCAAUCACAGGAGUUAGAUAAUAAAAAGACACAAAAAACGGUUUCAAAAUCUAAGGGACCUAAAAAGCCAACUUCUCCCAAGAAAAAUUCCAAUGACGAAGGAUCAUCAAAAACUUCCCGAAGAAAGUCUUAUGAAGAUACGCCGAUGGCUGAAGAAGGUGUCCGAAAGUCUACACGAAUUAGGAAACCAAUGAAACAUUGGUCCGACACUUCUGAUUCUUCAGGGGAUUCUUCAGAAAGUACUGAAGAGACGGUUAAUGAAUCUGAAAGCAGUAAGCAAUCAAAUAAGAGUUCCAAUAGUGCAUCCAAGUCUCCUAAGACCUCUGCUUCAAAGACACAAUGGAAAGGGGCUUCAAAGAAAGAGAAAUACCUGGAUGAGGAGGAAACUGAAGAAAAUGAAGAUGACGUUGAUAAACAUGAAGAUAAUCAACCUUAUACUUGUACUAUUUGCAGUACACAGUUUGAGAGUAGAGUUGAAGGUAAAACUCAUCAAUUGACCCAUUCGAAAAAGCUUGGGGUUGUCUUGAAGAAGGUAUCAAUGUCAGGAAAUGUUCAAAGGGAUGAAGCAAAGACAGAUGAUGAGCAAAGUAUUUCAACGGGCAUUAUUGAGGAUGAAAGUUUUGAAAAUUCCAAAGCUAUUACUUCAGAAGUGACCAAAGAUGCUGAAAAAUCUAAAAAUGAUGGAGAUCCUGAUGAACAUAAUGCAGAAGAUGAGCAAGAUUUGAAUGCUGAAGCACCUGGAAAAUCUGCAACUUGUGAAGAGACGGAGAAAGAAUGUGCAAAGAGAGCAAAACCGGCUGAUGACGAAAUAGUCGAGAAAACAGACGAGAUUGAAUCUGGAAAAUCACCUGAGAUCGACGAAUCUCAUCAGGACGGCGAUAUUUUACAUUCUAAAUCACCAGAGGCCAACAAAUCUUCCAACUGUGAUGAAGAAAAAAAUCAAAAAGUCGACACUGCAAAUAAUGAGACAGAAAAGGAAAAGAUAGACGAACAGGAUGCAUCUGAAUUGAAUGGGGAUGAAGAAUUAUCCCACGAGCAAGUUAAGGAAAAUGAUAAACAGAAGGAUGACGAUGAGUCCACCGCUACUGAGUGUCAACCACCGGUGAUUUCUGAAACGAUAAAUAAGGAAAUUAAUGAAAAUGAAGUUGUAGAGCAAGGGACAAAUGAUGGGAUUAAAAAAAAAACAUCGGCUCAUAUACACGAUGAAAGAGAAAAGGGAGAGGGAGAAAAUGAGGGUCAACGACCUCAGGAAGAUACAGACGAUGAAGAUGUUGAUACAAAUCACAGUAAAAAUAUAGUAGAGAGAGUUGAUGAGAGAGAAAUAGAAAAAAUGGAGGACGAUAAACAAAAAAUUGGUACAGUCGAUGUCGAAAGAGAAACAGAACAAGCUGGACACCAGGAAGACGAUCUGAAUGCUCCAGAUGACGAAAGUGAAGACGAGAGAAGUCCAGAAGCCGAGCCCCUGACCCCUCCACGUCCAAAUCAAAUGCUAAAAGAGAAGGAUGAGCAACUACUAGACGGAGGAUGUGAGACGCAGUUAGAAGAAACCGACUGCGAUAAUUUGGAAAAAGUAAAGGAGGUGGAAUUAAUUUCUAAUGGUGAAAAAGAUAUCGUUGGAGAUAUAGCGGGGGUGGAUGAUUCCUCUGAGCUUGCGGAUAAGGGACCGCAGGGUGAAAUAAAUGUUGACGAAGCUAGUAUGGAUGCCAUUGAGAGGCAAAUGGAGACAAUUGUUGGAGACAAAGAGAUGAUUGAUGUAUCCAGGGGAUUUCAUAAAGACGCGAAAGAAAGCUCACACACACAUCUCAAGUCUGCAGCUGUUGAGGAACAAGAAGUGUCAUAAAUGGCGAGAAAAGUUAACAAUUAAAGAUUCUUUGAGAUACGUCUCUCUUUCAAGGACCCAUAAAAUUGCACACAAGACUAAAUUGUUUAAUUUGGAAUUUAUAAUAGUGUGAGUGAAGGUUUUCGUCAAGCGCAACUUGAUCUAAAAAGAGAAUGAAUUCCAGUGAAAAUCACAUAUUAUUCCUUAGGUAGUGACAAGGAAUGACAAUUAAUUUAGGAUCGUGGAUGUACGGGAUAAAAUUAAUUCUUGAUUAUUGUAUUUAUCCCACGAUUUUGUAUGGAAGAUACACGAAACUUCGUUAUUCGGUUGUUGCACGCUUUUAAUGGUAUAAUUUUAUUAUUUUCCUUCCUCUUAUUUACACGAAGUAAUUGACUUUUGAGACCUUCGAAUGAUGUAAAAAUAACCGAAUAAGAAGGAAUCAAUAAAAUUAAUCAGUGUUUUUCAAAA
Messenger RNA from Fopius arisanus, 3650 nucleotides. RefSeq names its product dentin sialophosphoprotein. The coding region runs from base 162 to 3203 and encodes 1013 amino acids. The transcript is spliced from 5 exons. Gene Ontology annotation, molecular function: zinc ion binding. Gene Ontology annotation, cellular component: nucleus. NCBI's taxonomy places the organism in Eukaryota, Metazoa, Arthropoda, Insecta, Hymenoptera, Braconidae. The record is from RefSeq and is a predicted model, not a curated record.